This is a messenger RNA of Dimorphilus gyrociliatus, 905 nucleotides long. The record is from the annotation of a GenBank genome assembly. NCBI's taxonomy places the organism in Eukaryota, Metazoa, Annelida, Polychaeta, Dinophilidae.
AGAUUUAGCUUUAGAACUGUGCGACCAACUUCCGCUAUCGUUUUGUGAAACAUCCUUUAAACAUUCUAGCAGAAACUAAGAACCUCCUAGUUUAAUAAUGUCGCGACAGAGUGGGAGAUCAAAUGAUCCUCGAAAAGUAAGUGGGGAAUUAUUGACCCUUACCUACGGAGCUUUGGUUGCUCAGCUUGUUAAGGACAGCGAAUCCGACGAUGAAGUUAACAAACAAUUGGAUAAAAUGGGCUAUAAUAUAGGAAUACGUUUAAUAGAAGACUUUCUAGCCAGAUCUAGUAUAGGAAAGUGUAAAGACUUGAGAGAAACAGCUGAAAUUAUAUCCAAGAAUGGAUUUAAAAUGUUUUUGAACAUAACUCCAAUCGUUGCAAACUGGAAUCAAUCCGGAGACGAAUUCUCUCUCAUUAUCGACAAUAAUCCUUUAACGGAAUUUGCAGAAUUACCUGAUGAACAUAAAUCACUUUCGUAUUGUAACAUACUGUGUGGAGUAGUUAGAGGAGCUUUAGAAAUGGUUCAGUUGGAAGUUGAAACGAAAAUUGUUCAGGAUCAAUUAAAAGGUGACAACGUAACCGAAUUGAAAGUAAAAUAUAUAAGAAAAAUAGAAGAGGCUGCGCCUGCCGGAGAUGAUUGAAUGAAGAAAUAUUCCCAAUAAACUCAUUUCUUCACUUCAUUUGGUGCAUGGACUGAUAGUAAAAUGUUAAAUAGUUUAUGGUUAUUUCAAUAACUAUUAUAUAACUUCUAAUAACAUCAAGAAUACAGUAAAUUUAGCUGACUAAAUAGGGAGUUAUUUGUUUGUAUUACAUAUUCAAGUUUUAAACUUACAGUCAAUUAUUAAAGUUAAAACCUAUAAAAACGUAGAAAAGCAAUUUGACAUACACAUAAUAUGUAUUAUUAUA